UAAUCUAAUAUAUUUAUUUCUUUUUCAGUGAAACAAUAAGAUUUAAAAAAAAUUCGUUUAGCCAUGAAAAAUACUUGACGGCACAUAAUAGAUCCACCUUCAAUUACGUGUGAUUGAACUAGAUAGACAUUCCUUAUUCAAUCGAGUAAGAUGCCAGGACAAUUCGAAGAGAUCCAAGCGAAGCAUGCAACAUUCGGAAUGGGAUGCUUCUGGGCUGGCGAUUGCCUUUUCGGUGUCCUACCCGGUGUAAUCAGGACUUGCGUUGGAUACGCCGGUGGACAAAAAGAAUUGCCAACUUACAGAGAUAUUGGAGAUCAUACGGAAGUCGUCAAUGUUGAGUAUAAUCCGGACGUAAUAUCGUAUGCACAGCUACUCUCUUUGUUUUGGGAAAAUCACGAAUAUGGUCUCACUACAAAAAUCAAGAGACAGUAUAUGUCGUUGAUUUUGUAUCAUGAUGAAGAACAAAAACUGAUAGCUGAAAAGUCGCGUGAACAAGAACAGCGAAAGCGUACCGAUUUGAUUCUCACUGAAAUAAGGAAGUUUGAGAAGUUUUACCCCGCCGAGGAUUAUCAUCAGAAAUAUCGACUUCGAAAUCACCCGUGGUUAAUCGAAACUACCGGUCUCACCAGCGACGAAGUUCUUCGAAAUUCACCUUUAGCUGCUAAAUUAAAUGGCUACAUCGCUGGUGCUGGAACGAUCGAACAAUUUGCAAAAGAGUUACCCAAUCUUGGUUUAACUGAAAAAACUGCACAGUAUUUACAAAAAUAUGUGAUUGAGAAUCAAGGAAAUGGUUUAUAUUGCUAGUUUCUUAAGAAUUCUUUGUAUGUAGUAUAUAUGGAAUAGGAUCUAUUUCUUCCUAGAAAGAAGCUUCAAAGUCGAUUUUCUUACGCGAUGCAGGUUUAUCUGUAUUGAAAGAAUCAAACGAUUCAAACAAUGAGUAUUGAGCUCGAUUUUAAAAACUGGUUUACACUCGAUAAAUAUCUUUUAGUAUUAAAUCCUCCCAUUUUGUAUAAUUUUUAUCAUAGUAUAUAAGUUUCAUUAACAGUAUGUUAUACUAUACUUCAUACGCAAAUGAGUAGUAACAUGAGUUUGUUUGCUCAGCAUCAAUAUCUCGCUUUUUUAAAAAGAUUCAAAAAUUAAUUUACAGUAAGAUAGGCUGUGAAAGGUAUAUACAGAUAAUUUUUUUUGCAAUAUUUUGCUUUCUGAUCACUUCGUACAUUCUAUGAAUUUUAUUAAUUUAUCGCGUUAUUUCUCAUCCUAAAAAAAAAGAGAUAUCUUAAAGUAUAAGAUGUAUAAUUAGACUAUGGUUUUUUUAAUUCUUUAUGUUGUACCGUUUCUGCAGAAAACUUGUUUCAUAACGUAUAUGAUUUAUUAAUUACAUAUAUACAAUAUAAUUAUAUAAUAUUUAUUAUGAAUAAUCUUAUGACCACCAAGUAUUAGAAAAUGUACAUAAUUUGAAGAACAACUGCGUUGUUAAAUGCAUACGCUUACAUACAUAUACAUAUGUAGAUAUAUAUGAUCGUAUGGUAUACGAAUGUAUAUCGGAGUUUAAUAUGCUUCUAACUUGUUUACAUCACAUUAGUUUUAUAUUCUACUUAUAUAAAAUUUUAAUUUCAUUACAAAAAGAUCAAAAGAUAUGUAAUAAAAUCAGUGAAAUGUAAAAUAUAACAAUAAUGAAAUUUAAAAAUCUUUUCUUUCUGUUUUGUUCUCCUUUUCUCUUCUAUUGAGUACAAUGUAAUAUUUAAGCACAUUUGUUGUUGUUUGUAAUAUUUAAGCACAAAUCUUUUUAUAUAAUUUUAUGUAAAAAUUUUUCGACCAUCGAUUUUACAUAGAACGCGAUGAUUCAAUCUAUAAAAGCAAAGUAUAAAAAAAAAUAUAUUUCGCAUCGCUACAUACAAAAGUAAUAUUAUAGAAAAAUCAUUAAUAUAUCAUUUAAUUUUUUUGUCUAGAGUUUGUCUAGAGUUUCUUUUUAUCUUUCUUUCAAAUUCAAAAUUUAACUUACCACCACUGCGACAUUCUUAACAUAAUUUAAACAAACGCUUGUAUAGCGCGCACGUGUAUAUAUACUUACAUACAUAUACACAACAAACAAAUUGUUUUAUUUUUAUAGAUUGUUGUCGCUGCUACAUUUCCCUGUCACAUCAAUGUGACAAAAUAUGUUGCACUAAAAAGUGCGUAUUAAAGGAAAUAUAGUAUUAAAAAUCACAAAUUAUGAUCAUGAGAUCGUAAUUAUAUUCAUAGUAGAUUUGAAUAUUUAAUUAUAAACCAAAGCUAUAUAAUUUUUCAAUAUAAUACUCCGAAACUUGUGAAAGUUCAGUUAUGCUUAAAGGUUAUAUGAUAACUACAUUCUUAAUGGUAUUUAUAUGUUUAUCUUUUGGAUGUGAUUAUAUUUGUGACAAUGAUGGCUGCAAAAGAUCGACAAGUAAUUCGAAAAAUCAUAUUCCUAUAAAAUAUUGUGCAAAUGAAGAUAUAUUCACUGAUGUUAACUUUUCAAUGAUAGAAGAUCAAAAUGAGGCUUUUGAAUCUCUUGCUAUUUUACAAAUUAAUCUUCAACCGCCAAAAAAUAUAUGUAAAUAUGUAUUAACUUUGUUAGCAAAUCCAUCAAUUAGUGAAACAAAAUGUAUGAAUUAUAAAUUUCACAAUUCUCAUGGAACUGAAACUCAUACUAGAAGUACCAUAUGUUUUAUUCCAGAUGAGGAACAAUAUCAGAAUACUACUAGAAUUCUCGUUCCAUAUAUAUUUACAGCAUGUUAUUCUGUUCAAUUUUUUUUUGUUAAAGAUGCAACAAUGAUAAAGCAUAACAAAUUCAUAAAAACUAAAUACAUACAAACAGAAAUCAUGAAACCAAUAUUAGAAUGUACAUAUGAUUACAAUACUUUUCCCAAUAAUAUAGAAAAAAAAAUGGGACAUCUUGAGGUACACCUUUAUAAACCUAUGGUUACAGCUGGAAUAAUAAAGUUGGGCACACUUUGGUAUGAUCCAUCUGGGAAUGAAAGCUGUUCUUUUAAUAAUGAAGAAUUUUCAAAUGAUGUCUGGAGUUUUAAUGUUUUGCUAAUGAAUGAAAUAUAUAAAAGAAAUUUGACAUUCCAAACUGAAAUUUCACAAAAGGCAAAUUAUUGUAUUUCAUUUUCAUAUCGUGAUGUAAGAUGUAAAGGAUACCCAUUAUGGAAACCCAUUGAUAAAUGUUUUUGGUACCAAAGCUGUAAAAAUAUUACUAUUUAUAAUCUUGGAAUACAAACUAAUAUUAAUUCUGAUACAGUUUCUCAUUUGUACCUACCAAUCACUAUUAUUACAUUAACUGUAUUUGCAAUUAUUAUGUAUUUCAUCUACAUCACACGUUUUUGUAAUAUACAAAAGAAAAGUUUUUAUACAAAUAGUUUGAAUAGGAACACUCUUAAAACUAAUGAAACUAAAUGUAUGAAAUCAAGCAUGUAUACCUCGAUAGACUAUAAGAAAAAAGUAAAAUGUAAAAACAACAAUGUUGUAAACACAGAUAUUAUAUUGCUAUAUCCUAAAGGUUCUGAAUCGUUUAUGGCAUUAAUGGCAGAUUUUCGUGGAUUACUUAACCGAGUUUGCCGGUGUGUUGUACAUGAUUGGUAUGAUGGAAUAGAGUGGAAUUAUGUGGCUGAGAUUGGUGCUUUUGAUUGGUUUGCAGAAAUGCUCUAUAAAGAAUGUCGUGUUGUUUGGAUAGAUACUCCAAUAAUGCGUUCAUUAAUUACACAAAGAUUAAAUAAAAAUUCUUUUAUUAAAAAUUCAGAACAAUAUAGUUUUGUAAAAAAUGGCGAUUUUCGUGAUGUAGUAUUUCCUACAAUAUUUAAUUUAUCUAAACGUAAUAAUGAACAAUCAAUGUUACAUAAACCUAAGCAUUUUAUUGUACGAUUAAAAGAAUUUGACAAUUUUGAAAAUGAUAAUGAUCCAUUUGUUGAUUUGUCUCCACAUAUGCGGUACUUUAUACCUCAGGAUUUAAAUUUGUUGUGUUCUGAUUUGUCAACAUUAAACUCAAAUAUUAUUGUACCAUUUAAAAGCCAAGAAGAUCUUAUGAAACAGCAUUUAUAUUAUGCAAAACUAAAUUUCUAUAAAUAAAUAUUUUA
Molecule: messenger RNA, 4091 nt
Organism: Heterotrigona itama
Lineage: Eukaryota; Metazoa; Arthropoda; Insecta; Hymenoptera; Apidae
Source: the annotation of a GenBank genome assembly